This is a messenger RNA of Bombyx mori (domestic silkworm), 5813 nucleotides long. RefSeq names its product vanin-like protein 1. The transcript has 9 exons. Lineage: Eukaryota; Metazoa; Arthropoda; Insecta; Lepidoptera; Bombycidae. The record is from RefSeq and is a predicted model, not a curated record. The coding region runs from base 626 to 1996 and encodes 456 amino acids.
GCCGUCAAACAUUCAUUCGCAAACCUAGCGGCUGUGCAAAUGGGUUCGCAUACUCAAUUUGCGAACCCGUUUGCGCUUCCUCCUACACUUGUUUACGAAUGUCUCACGAAUUUCUCCUCCUUUUUAAUUCGUCAAUAGAACAUUGAAGAGAAAAAGAGUUUUAAUUCUUUCCCAGACAUCAUUAACAGCCAUGCUGUUUUUAUGGGAUUUCUUUUGAUGAAGAUACGCUACACAGUAGACUUCACGAACUAUGAAAAUGGCGUAUAGUAUACGUCCGUUACCUUCGCAAUCGUCGGCGCAACCAGGCAAGCGAAUGUGUGGGAGACUACGCGAAGGUUCGAGGUUCCCGCGCUUUGAUGUCUGUUAAAAAACCGACACAGCUUGGAAAACCACGAAUGCAGCGAAAACUUUGCAUAAUCAUUCGCAAAUGUCGUCCUACACUUGCGGGUUUGCGUAUUCGUGCGCAUGUGAGUGACCGGUGUCACGGUGUUGCAUUGCCACUGCACGCACUGAACCUAUAUUAUCGUGCAUUAGUGUCUGUUCUCUCUGGUGUUUGUCAUUCGGUCGUGAGCCGUCGGCGAAGUUGGGCGCGUUUUCAAACAGUGUCGAUACGAUCGUAAUAAAUAUGAAUUUCGUUUACUUAUUGGUGUUUCUUACUUUCGGGACGGUGCUUUGUGUUCAGGAUUCAUACAAAGCUGCCUCGAUUAAGUCCGCUAAUGAAAACGUCGAUUUUAAUAGCUACCUGCCUCUCAUAGUGGAAGCUGGUAAAUCGGACGUGGAUAUUCUUGUUCUGCCAGCCCAGGAGAAAACCGAAUCUGCAGAUAAAUAUGAGGAGGCCGUCAAGAAUAUAUCGGAUGCUGCAAAAAAAGCUGGCUUAUAUAUCGCAGCUCACCUGUACGAGGGAGUUCAGUGCCAAAACAAAAAAGAAAUCGUGAGGAGUAACAUCGUCUUUGAUAGAGAAGGCAAAACUGUUUCCGUUUACAAAAAGCCAAUGAACAAUCUUACCAACUGCACCAGCGUGGAUUCGGAAGGGUCUUUCAAGACCGACUUCGGAGUUACGUUCGGGCUUUUAAUGGGAGAGGACUUGGCGCUCUACAAGCCAGAGACUUUUGGGGGGCUAAAGAAUUUCUUGGUCCUCGGUGGCUUCGUUCCUCAAAUACCUAUUUUGGGCGGUCCUCAGCUGCUGCAGUCUUGGGCGUACGUGAACAGAGCUAAUAUCAUAUCUCCCGCCGGGAUCUACGCGUCUGGGUCCGCUGCGAACAAUGGGAACGCAAUGAUCGUCGCUGAUCUUAAUAAGGAAGGAGCUGACCCCGCGUCUCCCCCGAUCAUGAGUCCAUCGCAGCUUCAGGAUUCGCCUGCUGAAGACCUCAGUCUCUACGCAGUGAAACCUCUGGACCUGGAAUCGGCUUCGCGAGGACUACAGGAGACCGUCUGUCACGGCCAACUCUGCUGUCAAUUCAAGAUUAAAACGAAACUCACAGGAACGAAGCCUUUGCAUACUUACUCUCUGGCGGCGCUCAGAGGAGACCGCGCCUUCUCCCGGGGACAACGUGUCGGUGUCCAGAGCUGCGCCAUCUUCGCGUGUCCCGGUCCGGACGGAGACACUUGUGUCACUCAGAUCGAAUGGGGCGAACUGAACGUGAUCUUUGAGCAAAUCAACAUCAGUGGAAAUUUCUCGAAAAGCAACACAGCGCUGUACCCGAUGGUGGUGGCGGCUGAUACUGUUCCAUUGGAUAAUUUUAAGUUCGACACGAAAGUCACGGACCAGAAGCUCGCCAGCAUCGAGCUUACCGAAGCCCGAGUCUUCAGCGCUGGUAUCUUCGGCAGGGACUUCGAUAGAGAUGCGAACACUAAAUCAACUGGCGAGAACAAUGCCUAUUCAAACUUCUACGAUUACAUCUUCAAUGAUGACGUGCUCGGAAUAAUCGAUUACGUCUGGAUCAGGCUCAGGAUAUUGAUUUUCGUCGUCUCUAUUUACAUUUUGGAAAUGAUUUAAACAAAUAAUCCGAGUAAUUAUUAGAAAUGAAUAAUCGAUUUUUUCCGAAUUAAAAAAAACAAAAAAAAACAUCCACACUGAGUUUGUUGUUACUUUACAAGGAUGACAACAAAAGAGGAAUAAUCGGUUAUUUAUUUAUUUAUAUUUAAAAAAAAUCAUAUCGAGGGGUAAUUAGUUUAAGCGACAUUUAUCUUAGUAAUUAAAGGUCCGUUUUAUUUUGUACUAGGAGACCCAGCCUCAUGUUGCUGUGGCUAAGGCUUUUGUUUCUAAAUAGCACGUGACUGGCUAUGCCAAUACCAAAAAUUAACAAAGUAAAAACAAUUGGAUUUCACAGUAUCCCGUUUACUAUGAAAUGAAUUUCACUUAUACUAUAGCCUCAGCAACACGUGGUGUUUAUGCCAUUAAGUUGUAGCUUAUAUGAAACGUUGGUAUUUUAACACAGCGCCAUCUAUGAAAUAUUAACGUCAGACAGUAUUACAAUUGUCUGUGGAAACUGAUUUAAGGCGCCAUCUGUUUUAUACUUAUGAAACUUACAAUUAAUAACAAUAAUCAACAUCAGAAAUCAUUUUAUUGUUAAUUAAUAAAUAUUGCGACCAUUAAUUGAAAUAAAAACCAUCCUAUGGCCUAAGUUGGAACAAAACUCAUAUUAAACAAAAAAAAAAGCUAAAAUCGGUUCAGUAGUUUAGGUGUCCAUCGCGGACAAACAACGUGACACGUAAUUAAUAUAUAUAAAGAUAAGAUUAGUAUCAACAGUUCGAUGUUUUUAAUUGAACUUUAAUUAAGUUUACUUCAUUCAAAAUAGCAGAAGAUUUUUUUUUGUUAUAACAUUUUUUCCAAAUUUCAAACAGAACCAUUUAACUAUCUCCUUCUUCUUCUUCUCUGUCGUUUCCUCAUUGCUGAGGGUCGUGACCACCUUGGUCCAGUUUUUGCACCAGCUUCCUAUCUCCUAUAGCUAUAACUAUCUCCUAUAGAGUUGCAAUUCUUUGUUAUAAUUUUUUCUAAAUUUUAAACUUUAAAUGGCUCUCCUGUAGAGUUGCAAAAAUGUUGCUUAAACCAAACCCCUCGAUAUUAUUCUAAAAUUUUACUGUUGUCUUUAUUCGCUUAAAUGUAACUUCAAGUAAGCGUGAAUAAGUAAGUAUUAAUUGUGUAGCUUAAUUGAUUCAAGUUUAGUUUAAAAGUUCAAUCUGUUUGCGAACUAAAUAAUCCUACGACCAGUUAGCAUCGACUAAGCGGUUUGCUUGUCUAAUUUUGAAGCUUAAUAAUGCGUUCUUGUAAUAAGCCAUACAAAAAUUUGCUCUAAACAUUAACUUACACAAAAUAAGUUCUUAGGACCAAGCAAUGAUAUUUUAUAUGUAAAAAGAAGCAGAUACGUUUCAAGCGCACGUCAAGUGAAGACUCGAAAACAGGCCAAUUGGGACGUUUCGUCUUUAGUCGCGUCUAAACAAAUGCAAUAAUAAUAAAACAAGUGCAAUCGUUCCAAUUAUAGCUAUCUUUUUUACUCACGCGCUUAUCCCAUCUUUUGUACUCUUCAUUAAUGCUACUUGUCAACAUGUGUGUGCACUAUAUCGGUAGGUAUGUAGAUAUACAGUCAAACCUGGGUAAGUGAGAACUGGAUAAGUGAGAAAACUCUAUAAGUGAGAGUAAUAGCCAGGACCCGUCAUUUUAAGCUCCCAAAACCUCUAUUAGCCAGAAACAGAAACCUCUUUAAGAGAGAGUCGUUUUUCCCUCAUGGACCUCCGUAAGUGAGACUGCUAUAUCUAUACCUCUAUAAACGACAGUCGAGCUUUAUUUAUUUAUAUUAUUUAGGAAGAACAAAUGACAAAACAAAUUACAAAUUUAACAUCUGCUAUUUUAUGACUCAUUCUUGACUUUCGUGGUAGUUCUUACCAUUGUUUUUGUAUUGUUUUCUCGUCAAUAUUGAACCUGUUCUAUUUGGUGGAACUAAAUAACGUUGUUAUUUUAUCGCAUUCUUUUCGAGUGGACACGUGUGCCUCUGUACCGUCCUGUUUGUCGGACUUACUCAGUUUAUCGUUAAUCAAUUGCGAAGAAACGUUCUGUUCUGCAUCAUGUCAAAACGGAAAAUUAAAAUACUGCCAUUAAGUGAUAAACUUAAAAUAAUGAACGCCUUUGAAACCGGAAAAUCGCGAAAUGAAAUUCACAGGGAGCAUUAGCGAGAAACUCGGGUUAGUGAGAAACCUCUAUAAGCGAGUAUGAGAUUGUGCUCCCUUGAACUCUCGCUUAUCCAGGUUUGACUGUAUAUGGCGCGAUCAGAUUUGAAGAGUCAGUUACUAUGAAGAUAACAUAUCUGUUGUAUAAAAAAUCAUUGGGACCAAGCGUAGCGCCACUGUGACAUUAAAAGCAUGGUUUUUGUGUGUUUUUAUUAGAAACCUAAUUAGCUAUAGCUCUUAAACUUAUAUGAUUAUGAUUUGAUCAAAUGUACGAUUUGCAUGAAAUAUUUUCGUAAGGGUCCUAAAUGGGAAAGGGCUUUUAAAAUUUAUAAAGAUUUUGAAGGGAAGCGUACAAUACUUGUCAACGCACUUACUAAUCCUAUUUUCAGUAUUCGCGCGUCAUAGAAAUAAUUAAAACUUUUUUUACAUAUUAUAAAACAUAUUUUUCCGUAAAAAAAUUCUUGAAUUCUUAAAUCAGUGUAGUUAUAACAGUCUGUGUGUAUGCUAUUAUUGUUUGAUGUUAAUAAUCUUUAAAAUGGAUUCGGACAUCACACAGACUGAGUUUAAUUAAAAAAACGUGUGGCACUCGGGAACUGCCCCGGUAAAGCUAUAGCAUAGCAUUUUUUAUCAACUUAUGCAAUUAUGAUUAGACAAUGAUAAUUUAAUAUUAAAACAAUAAUAAAACAAGACCACGCUAUAUUAAACAUUAAUAAAAGCAAAACAUUAACUGUCCCCUUCACACUCAUAAGCUAGACCGCGCGAGAGAGAGAUGGGCAGACUUUUCAGGAUGCGCAUGCAGUGUGACGUCACGCCACGUGCUUAUUCACAAACACUACACAAGCGCAACGUGUGAAUGUGUUGAACGCGAGCUACAUGGUAGGCGGAGUGAGGGGUGUAAGGUUUUUUUCGUUACAGAAUUUCAUGAAUUCGGUCGCCGCGCUCAAGGCCCGCGAUAAAAUCUAUGCAUAGCUUAAAAAGAACACUGAUCUUUUAGAAUCAAACAACGGAAUUAUUUUCAAGUAACGUAUUCUUUAUUUCAUAAAAUAAGUUAUUAAUAUAAAGUUAAGGUGUAUGCGUUUUAUUCAUUUAUAUUAAUAUUAUGUAUAUAUUCUUCGAAGAACUGAACUGAUUUUUGGAACUUUAUUUAUUUUAGUUCGGUGAGUUUUCUUGAUCGCCAAAAAAAACCAUUAAUCGUUCGUUUUGUAAACUAAUAUAUUUAAAUCAAAUAUUACCAAUCGGAUGUGUUUGAGCGAGAGGGAACCAAUAACUAAUCCAGCUGGAGCUCAGCGCUUUUAUGUGUUGCUAGCGACCCGCCUUCGCUUCGCUUCGGAAACUGUAAUUUAUUAUUGAUUUCUCCACUAUUUAAUGAAUGUUAUUAUACAUAUAAACUUUCCUCUUCAAUCACUCUAUCUAUUAAAGAAAACCGCAUCAAAAUCCGUUGCGUAGUUUUAAAGAUUUAAGCAUACAUAGGGAUAUAGGGACCGAGAAAGCGACUUUGUUUUAUACUAUGUAGUGAUUAAUUUGAGAUUUAAAGAAUUACGUCAAAUGGUUCCCUCUUGCUGUUUUCAUCCGGUUUGCGUUCACUGACUGAUCCCUGUGAUAUUAGUUUUAUGCAUGUGGUAUUCAAUAAAGUUUUUAUAACAUUUUCA